AUGAUCCAAGAACGUCGAGACGAGAACAAUGUAGAAUAUAUGGGAAACGAAGAGAUUGAUGAUAGUUUGUUAAUCAAUAGACUUUCUUUGAACGAGAGGCAGAUAUUAGAGCAUGAGUCAAGCAAUAAGGAUGAGAAUUCUGGCAAUGAAACAGCGAAUGGUAUUCCAACGUCACCAUCAUCUAAUGAAGAACUACAAGAUCCCAUAUUGAUUGAAACUGAAGGAAGAGGUUCAGAAGAAGCAUGGUUGUCUUAUAAGUCUCUGGUCAACUCCAACCAGUUGGAUAAAUUGGAUAUUAAGGAUUUCAAUAGGGUGCUCGGUUUACUUAAAAAAAGCAUCUCAUCACAUCCGGAAUCUCAUGGAAGAAUGCUUACAAUAUUAGAAGAUAUGCAAAGUGUAGCCAAGGUAGAACCUGAUGAAUCCACAUACAAUAUUUUGAUGUCCAUGUGCCUGGAGAGAAAGGAUUUCAAAGGGAUCAAACAUUAUUUCAAGGCAAUGCAGCAACAGAAUAUCAAUCCAAAUACAGUGACAUACAACAUAAUAAUCACCGCCGUUGUUAAAUUAGGAAAACCAGGCAAUGCUUUUGCGCUUUAUGAUGAGAUGGUAAAAAAAGGUAUUGAGAGAAAUCACAGAACAUACACAGUGUUACUUCAAGCUUGUGCGAAGAAGCAAAGUAUAAGUCGAGCCAAACUACUUUAUGAAGCUAUGCUUAAAGAGGGAAUUAAACCCGAUGUAGUGGUAUAUAAUGCACGGAUUAAUGUGAUUGCAAGAAAUGCUCGUAAUAUAAAGGAAUUGAGGCCGGCAUUUGACAUCGUUGAAGAAAUGAGACAGAAUCAUGUUAACUUAACAACUUCAACCUACCAUAUACUUAUUAAAUCGCUGAUGGAAAUGAAUGAACGUACGGAAUCAUUGCAACUUUUCAAUCAGAUGGAGUACGAUCAGUGCUUACCCGAUGCACUAAUCCUAGAAGGAAUUGGAAUAACUGGACUACAAGCAUUAAUAAAGAUGAGAGAUACAUAUAAUAUGACUCCGACAACAGAGGAUUAUAACACAUUCAUGAAUCAAGCCCUCAAUGAAUCAAAAUUUAAUGAUGCUAAUGAGAUUCUGAAGCUUAUGUUAAAAUGUGGAUUUAAACCUUCAGUUUCGACCUAUUCAAUAAUCAUAAACGCUCACAUUAGAAAUGGUGAUGUUGUAAGGGCAAUGCAAUUAUAUGAAGCGAUGAAAAGAGAUAAUAUUCAAGCGGAUUCUUACAUCUUUUCUUCUCUAAUUGUUGGUCACAUAGCGCAAGGUGAUGUCGGUCGAGCAUUUGAGUUAUAUGGUGAUAUGUUAAAUUCAAACAUUGAACUAAAUACCCUUACCAUUAAUCGGAUGGUCGACACCGCCAGUAAACUGGAUGAUGUUUCAAUAGUUCAGAAAGUUUUUGAAAGACUGUUGAAUUUAACGAAUCCAGGGAAAAUAGCUUUUGAAAUGGUUAUCUGGCGGAUAGCACAAGUAGGUGACCGAGUUAAGGUGGAUGAAUAUUUAUCGUUGAUGGCAAGACGUGAUCAUAACAUUAACGAUGAAACAUUUAGAUCUAUUAUAACUGGUUCUUGCAAAGGAAAACAUUUACGCGAAGCGAGAUUUUGGUAUAAAAGAAUGAUCGAUCUAGGGUUAAGACCAAAUCACAUGCUACUCUCUUCGUUGUUAAAAUGUCACGCUGAAUCUAAGGACGUGGAAAUGACAUACGUGUUGUGGGACGAUUUUCACUAUUUCAGCAUAUUGCCUGACGACGAGGACAUUAUGUUUAUACUGCUGGUUUGUAGGGAAACAAAAUCUUGGCAGAUGGAAAAUCGGGUACUCGAACAACUGAAAGAAUUAGGUUACAAUGUGGAUACUUACAAGUCUGAAAUAGAAUCUGUAAAAUUGGACCAGUCGCGGGAGAUUACUCGUGGUGCGAUAGAAACAUGGAUUAAGACGCGUAAACCAUCGGACUUUGGUCAAAAAAAUAGAGAACUCAAAGACGCACAAGUAAAACUUCAAAAGUGGGCUAAAAAUGUUGGCUUGAAAAAUGAAUUACGACUGGAUAAAAGCGCAAAGAAUAGAAUAGCCCAGUGGUUACCAUAUCGUAAAAUAGAGGCAAUGAGCAGGGAAAAAAAGAAACCGAUCGAAUAA
Molecule: messenger RNA, 2151 nt
Organism: Acaulospora morrowiae
Lineage: Eukaryota; Fungi; Glomeromycota; Glomeromycetes; Diversisporales; Acaulosporaceae
Source: the annotation of a GenBank genome assembly